Messenger RNA from Pistacia vera, 2130 nucleotides. RefSeq lists its product as uncharacterized. Gene Ontology annotation, molecular function: nucleic acid binding. Lineage: Eukaryota; Viridiplantae; Streptophyta; Magnoliopsida; Sapindales; Anacardiaceae. The transcript is spliced from 3 exons. Gene Ontology annotation, biological process: DNA integration. The record is from RefSeq and is a predicted model, not a curated record.
AUGAAGAAGGAAAUAAUCAAGUUGUUAGAUGUUGGUGUGAUCUACCCAAUUUCAGACAGUAAAUGGGUUAGUCCAGUCCAAGUAGUUCCUAAGAAAUCUAGAAUAACCGUGGUAAAGAAUGAAGAUAAUGACUUAGUUCCCACUCGCAUUCAAACGGGAUGGCGAGUGUGCAUAGACUACUGCAAGCUCAAUGCCACAAUGCGCAAAGAUCAUUGUCCUCUUCCAUUUGUCGAUCAAAUGCUUGAACGUUUAGCGGGCCAUUCUCACUAUUGUUUUCUUGAUGGAUUUUCAAGUUAUAAUCAAAUUGUGAUUGCACCGGAGGAUCAAGAGAAGACGACGUUUACAUGCCCCUUUGGCACUUUUGCUUAUCGACGCAUGCCAUUUCGCCUUUGUAAUGCACCCGCCACCUUUCAAAGGUGCAUGGUAAGUAUUUUCUCCGAUUACAUAGAGAACAUUAUAGAGGUAUUUAUUGAUGAUUUUAGUGUCUAUGGAAACUCAUUUGAUAAUUGUUUGGGUAAUUUGACAUUAGUUCUUACAAGAUGCAUAGAAACUAAUCUCGUUUUAAAUUGGGAAAAAUGCCAUUUUAUGGUAAAUCAAGGGAUGGCUGUAGGGCAUAUUAUCUCAUCUAGGAUGAUUGAAGUUGAUAAAGAUAAAAUAGAUCUUGCACGUUCCUUACCACCUCCCACUUGUGUGAGAGAGGUACGUUCUUUUCUUGGACAUGCAGGAUUUUAUAGGAGAUUUAUCAAGGAUUUCUCCAAGAUCGCAAGGCCUUUAUGCUGUUUGUUACAAAAAGAGGUAGCGUUUGAGUUCAAUGAAGAGCAUAUAAAGGCGUUUGAGAAACUAAAGGAACUCCUAACCACAGCCCCAAUUAUUCAGCCACCUGAUUGGAGUCUUCCAUUCGAGUUGAUGUGCGACGCAAGCAAUUAUGCCAUUGGAGCCGUGUUGGGACAACGAGUUGGAAAGUUACCACAUGCCAUUUAUUAUGCUUCAAGAACCCCACCCAACAUGUCGCGUGCUAGCAAGGAUAAACUGAAGAAGAUCGCCAAGCAAUACGUGUGGGAUGAUCCAUAUCUUUGGAAAUAUUGCCCCGACCAAAUCAUAAGAAGGUGCGUUUCUGAAAACGCAUAUUGUUUUUGCAAAACAUGUGAUAGAUGUCAACGCUCAGGUAAUUUAGGUGCAAGAAAUCAAAUGCCCCAAGAUCCAAUUUUAUUUGUUGAGAUUUUUGAUGUAUGGAAUAUUGAUUUCAUGAGACCCUUUCCGUCUUUUUAUGGUUACUUUUAUAUCUUACUUGCUGUUGAUUAUGUGUCUAAAUGAGUAGAAGCAAAGGCCACCCGAACUAAUGAUUCUAAAGUUGUUGUAGAUUUUGUAAAAUCUAACAUUUUUGCAAGGUUUGGAACACCUAGAGCCAUAAUUAGUGACGGGGGCACUCAUUUUUGCAACCGUACAUUUUGGGCUACCUUGAAGAAAUACAACGUCCCCCACAAGAUCUCUACGCCAUACCACCCACAAACGAGUGGACAAGCCGAAGUCUCUAAUCGGGAAAUCAAGUCCAUCUUACAAAAAACCGUGAAUCCAAAUAGGAAAGAUUGGAGCUUGUGACUUGACGACGCAUUGUGGGCGUAUAGGACAGCAUAUAAGACACCAAUUGGAAUGUCCCCAUUCCGAAUGGUUUAUGGUAAACCAUGUCACCUUCCCGUUGAAUUAGAGCAUAGAGCCUAUUGGGCAAUUAAGUAGUGCAAUAUGAAACUAGAUGCAGUGGGAGAACAACGAAAAUUGCAAUUGAAUGAACUUGAGGAGAUACGGAAUGAAGCUUAUGAAAGUUCACGUAUUUACAAGGACAAAACAAAGGCCUUCCAUGAUAGAACGAUCCAGCGAAAGCAUUUUGAAGCUAGACAAAAAGUUCUUCUAAUCCAUUCACAUCUUAAACUUUUUCCCGGUAAGUUACGUUCCCGUUGGGUUGGUCCUUUUGUGAUUACUAAUGUUUUUCCCAAGGGUGCAGUGAAAAUUAAGAGCAUGAAGAAUGGGAAAGACUUCAAGGUCAAUGGCCAUCGUCUAAAGCCAUACUACGAGCCAUUCAUGGGACAAUUGGAUGAAGUACCUCUCCAUGAACCAACGGACAUGGACGGUUAA